GUGUGAGGUCCGUCGUCAGCGUGAGCAGGAGGGACUUAUCGAUCAGAUGGAAGGUCAGUCCAGUGACAUCACAGUGACGUCAGCAAACAGGAAGUGCUCCGCAGUUACGGGAAGCGCCCGGAAAAUCAAAGACAAUGCCGCCGACUGGCACAACCUGAUGAUGAGGUGGGAAAAACUGAACGAGGAAGGGUUCACCGUGGCAGGAAACAUCGUCGACAUGAGACUGACGCGUUUUCAGGGUAAUCAGCUGCUGCUGGCGGAUGAGUUUUCACCGCCAUCAUUAACUUCAUCAGCUCCGUCGCAGCAGACAGGUGGCGCUGCAGAGCUGCAGGACGAAUGCUGCAAGCUGCAGGACGUCGUCAACAAAAUGGUUGCUGUGGUGACGAAGAUGGAACGCCUGAUGACAUCACAGCGAGGUGUUCAGGAGCUGGAAGAAUUUCAGUUUGGACCUGAAGGAAGAAAGUUUCCGCUGUUUCACAGCUGGAACACCAAACUCUUUGAGGACUCGUCUCGCGUCCUGUUGGAGUCCUUCAGUCAGGAGCUGCGGUUGAAGCAGCUGAUCCUGCGAGAACUCGCCCACACUUUGAACUCUGAUCGCUGCAUGGUCUACCUGUCCUGCUGGCUGCACCAGCCUUUCAUCCCCACCCAGAACAGACUGACCCUGGAGGCUCUGCUGCUGGAGACUGGACACCGCCCACUCUGAUGCUCCCUGUCCCCCAGACUAAUGUGAUCGUCUCCAGAGUCGUCUCUGAGAGUCCAGGGGUGUGGCCAAAAGGUCACAGCAGCAGUCAACACCAGGAACUACUGCAUGAGAACUGGACAGACAACACCUGGAUCCAUGCUAGAGAUCAUGUGACCCGCGACGGGUUCAUCAUAGUUUCUACUGAUGCAGCACCUGGAGGAUCAGGAUUUCCUCUAAAUGUGGAUUCAUGUGUGUGUCCAGUCUGCAGUGGAGUUAUUCUCAUUCCGACCUGGUCAUGAAGUCGUAUUUUUCUGCAUGAAACAACGCGGUCACAGGGAGAAGCAUUUCUCUCACAUCUUGUUUGUUUAGGAGACACAGGAUGUGGUUUAUCUGACUGGAUCCAUGGACAUGAAUCAAAUGAAGAGAGUCUAAUCUUUAGUCUCCAGUUCUGUUUCUGUCAGAGCAACUCGAGUCUCUGAAGCCUGAAAGUCAACGAGACACCAGACUAGACAUGACAACCGUCUGUAUUUCUUACUGACAGAAUUUAAAUGUCUAAUAAAUGAAAUAUUUGUUGCUGA
This is a messenger RNA of Chelmon rostratus (copperband butterflyfish), 1260 nucleotides long. RefSeq names its product cyclin-dependent kinase 2 interacting protein. NCBI's taxonomy places the organism in Eukaryota, Metazoa, Chordata, Actinopteri, Chaetodontiformes, Chaetodontidae. Bases 47 to 703 code for a protein of 218 amino acids. The record is from RefSeq and is a predicted model, not a curated record. The transcript is spliced from 5 exons.